This is a messenger RNA of Rhea pennata, 1602 nucleotides long. It is a transcript of the gene NXPH4, whose product is annotated as neurexophilin 4. NCBI's taxonomy places the organism in Eukaryota, Metazoa, Chordata, Aves, Rheiformes, Rheidae. The transcript has 2 exons. Gene Ontology annotation, molecular function: signaling receptor binding. Bases 17 to 829 code for a protein of 270 amino acids. The record is from RefSeq and is a predicted model, not a curated record.
CCCGCGGAGCCCCGCGAUGCUCCGCCGCCGCCUGCCCCUGCUCGGGCCCUGGCUGCUGCUGCAGAUGGUCUGUGCUGAGGGCCACAUCACCAAGACCCUGGGCUACCUGGAGCUCGGCACCUCCGGCCUCCUCAAGGACGUGCCCUAUGGCAGCCUGAAGCCCCCCGCACUGGAGCCUGAGCGGCUGGUGCCAGGUGAGCCGCUGCAGGGUGCAGGGCAGCCCACCAGCACCGUGCGUGGUCCCUGGGACUGGCAGAGGAACCAGACGGCCAGCGGGGUGCCAAGCCCCCGGGCCCGGCACAAGCCCUCGCUCAAGGCCACCCGCGCCAAGAAAAUCUUCGGCUGGGGUGACUUCUACUUCAACAUCAAGACGCUGAAGUUCAGCCUACUGGUGACAGGGAAGAUUGUGGACCACAUCAAUGGCACCUUUAGCGUUUACUUCCGCCACAACUCCUCCAGCCUGGGCAAUGUCUCGGUGAGCAUUGUGCCGCCCUCCAAGGCAGUGGGCUUCGAGGUGCUGCUGCCGGCGCCUGCCGCGCUCCCCCGCCCCCCGCCCCCACAGAGCACUCUGCCCCAGGGCCGUCCCAAGGCCCUCAACUGCCAUGUGGAGUACGAGAAGACCAAUCGGGCACGCAAGAACAAGCCCUGCCUCUACGACCCUUCCAAGGUGUGCUUCACAGAGCACAUGCAGAGCCAUGCUGCCUGGCUCUGUGCCAAGCCCUUCAAGGUCAUCUGCAUCUUCAUCUCCUUCCUCAGCAUCGACUACAAGCUGGUGCAGAAGGUCUGCCCUGACUACAACUUCCAGCAUGACAAUCCCUACUUUGGCUGACGGUCCUGCAGUGGUACAGCGGGCAGGUGCAUGGGGCUGGUGGCAGGUUUCAGUGUGCAACAGGCUGUGGGCUCUAGCAUGCUGCUGUGCCCAAGAGUGGCCAGCUGCAGUGUGUGUGUGUGGGGGGGGAGUGGGGCUUUUCCAGUUUGUGCAGAUGUGUGAGAUGUACGUGUGUGUGCAUGUGUGGAUGCACGUGUGUACACUUGUUUGCACCCUUCCAUGUGUGUGGAUGCAUAUGUGCAUGAACACACGAUGCACACUUGUGUAUGCACCUCGAUGCGUGUGCAAGCAUGUGUGCAGGCUCAUGUGCAGACUUCUAUGUGCAUGGAUGCACAUGGGCACACUCACAUAUACCCGUGUGAUUCCAUGUGCAGCCACACAAGUGCAUGCUGGCCAGCAUGCUUAUGCAGGUCCCCGUCCUGGGUAUUCUGGAGCCUUUCCCCAGCCCCAUCUGCUCCUCCUUGCUCAGGAGCACCCUGGCUGGCAGUGGACGUUGGGGCACCAAACCAAGCCUGUAGCACCCUAUGGAGAGUCCCCCUGCUACUGCCUGGAGAGGAAAAUGCCCAAUUUUGCAGUUUCCUGCCCAGAUUUGUCCCCCUGGCCCUGGCUGAGUUGACCCCACGGUGAAGAGGGACGUGCCCAGGGCUGGGGCUCGGCACACGCAAUCCCCUACCCCAUGUUGGGCCCGCUGCCCGCCACUCCUGCCCUCACCUGGCUUUGGGCAGAGGCUUCGUCCUAUUUUUUUUUAAGAAAAUCAAAAUUAAAAAGUGGAA